UAUUUACAAUGUUAUUAUACAUAGCUACAAUGUACUUAAUGUGCAAAUCUUUUUGCACAGUAUGUGUAAGUAUACAAUUGUAUCAGAAAUGGGUUUGGGUUAGGGUUAGGGUUAUAUUGUGCAAACCCAAUGUACCCAUUAAGUACAUUGUAUCUAUGCAUAAUAACAUUGUAAGUACACAUGUAUUUACUAAGCAACUACGAUACAAAUGCACAGUAAUUAGAGACUCUUAAUGUCAAGUGUUACCGACGUUCAACUGUAAGAUACACCUUGAUUUAUAAGUGCUGUCAUUUACAAAAUGUUCUGCAAUGGUUCUUGCACAUUGCCAAGUUGUACAUACCCAAUCCAUUCUCGUGUGGGUUGAAGGUUUGAACCAUUCCAGAAUGGGUCGUAUUGGUUGAUUCUCAUUUUGUUCAGGAGAGAUGUUUAUUUUGGGUAUUUACUGAUCAAUAAUUAGGACAUUCAUGUCACGAAUACCACGCAGUGUGUUUACCCACAUAAGAUCUAUAAAUACUUUCACAACACUAGCCAAUAAGUUAAUUGCACAAGUCAGUAUUUUUUUUUUAAACAUAAGAGUUUAAUUAAAAAGUAGCAUCCUUUAAAAAAAAAAAAAAAAAAAAAAAAAACUACAGCUCUUGAAAUAUGUAAACUCGUGGUGUACUGUUUAAGAAAGUUACCACAUCCGGAAUAAUACACAUGCAUUCCACUAUGGAGUAUAACGAAUAAGGUUUUAGAAUAAGUUUUUUUUUUUUUGUCUUGGGUUGGUUUUGUUUUUCUAUACUGUACCUCGUAGCUGUGAUCCGAAAUGCGGUCCAGCGGUGUAACCUUUUCGUACAACUCAAGUAAACUGUCUCCACGGUAGCACCAAAGCGUUCUGCAAGAACCUUUCUGUUGGUCGCCUCGGAUGAUACGGUGUUGAGCGCACCAAUUGUUUUAGGUUUACGUGCAGACCCAAGUCGCUUGGUCUGGGUUGUUGCUCACCCCAUUAUGUUUUAGCUAGAGGGUUAAAUGCCGAGAUAUUUUUAAACUGUGGAAAGUCCCUUGCUUUACUAGAUACUCCUACAACAGUGAAACACCUCUCACUAUACGCCGGCUUCAUGACGGAAAUAUCAAACUUAGUGGAGUACAGCAGUACAGCAGUACAGCAGACGCAUCUAAUGCUGGGAGCCUUGAAAAGAUUCUUUUCAAACCGAGUAUUUAUUUGCUAUGGAAGUAAGAAACCCCCUACCCCAGUCACUUGAAGACAGCAAUCUGACCAAAGCGCUGAGACUGAGAGAACGUAUAGCAGCAGAUAUUACUAGGCGGCUGAGUCAGAGACCCUCCAUUCACCACCUCCGCUCCCUGCACCAGCACAGCGUGCACCUGUGUGGAUACAAGUCUUCCAGCGCGCGGUGCAGAGACCUCAUCAAAGAAUCUCUCUGUGACCCGCGCCUCCUGAGACGCUUUGAAGACAGCCGAGGCCUGAACUGGAGCAAACAAGUCAGGCGGCUCUUUCCACUGAAGAAUCCUGGGAAAAACAACAGCCUGCUGGACGCCGUGUCUCUUUACAUGUGGGGAGUGUGUGAUGCUGACUCUGUGCUCCACGCUGCUCUCUAUCGCACCCUGGCUGAAAGCAGUGCGGCCGAGCUCAGGCUGGCAGCACCCAGGAGAGCAGCCCGAUACACCUCAGCUCACCUCCCUCCUGACUCUGGGUUCUGCGCUGAAGAAUGGCAGAAUAUAGUGAAGACGGCCGACCCAAAGGCAAAAGCAGAGACGUCUCUGAUUAAUUUCUAUCAAGAUAUCUAUCUGCAUGUUUUGGCAAACAUCAUCAGAAGGCCAAUUAUUGUCAUUGCCGAUGCAGUUCCUAAUCCUGCAGGGGUGUAUCUGCCACUCCUCUGGGAGUCUGAUGAGUGUUGCCGUUUCCCGGUGGUCCUGGGAUACUCAAGUCACCACUUCACCCCACUGGUGAAUGUCAGCAAUCCUGGAGCGGAAAUGGACGCGUUGCCACUAGUUAUGCCCACUGCACAUGGAAUGGUGGCCCUGCCAGCUCCCUUUCUUCCUGACUCAGAGCAGCGCACUAAACAGCAGUUUCUUAACAAGUACCUCAAUAUUACUGCUGUUUACUUGGAAGGCAAUGUGACCGAGACAGUCUUUGCAGCCCGGUUGCAAGGAAAUAAUUUACCAGAGGAUCUCAGCUUGGUUCAGGACUACUUCAAAUUAGUGCACCAUACUUGCAGGCAGGUUGAAUUAACGAUGGAAAGCGAAAGGGCGCAGGAUGUGAGCAGGAAACAGGAAAACCAUUUCUCUCCGUCGGGCCUCUCUAUCACCGCAGACAACUGCCUAACAUCGGGCUGUAUCUACUUCUGCUCCAAGUUCACCCAGCCGUUCUGCCACAAGUGUUUCAAAGACUUUCAAAGCAAAGGUCCGCCUCCCAGGUCCUGUCAUUCUCACCAGGAGUCCAGGAGACAGGACCGGAAAGAGAACUCCUCGGAUCGAACUACUUUCUAUGGGAACGCCAGCCCUUCGGAGGUGAAGCUGCCAACUGGGCCGGCAUCGGCUCCUGCUGCAUCUUCUAACCUUUCCUUUUUUAACGAGGUCAGCGUCCAGAAUUGCAGAACUCCACAGCCUGGUAAUUUGACUCAGGCUGCGGUGUUCUCCGAUCCCUCUCAGAGACUGGUUAGAGACACUUUCACGGAGAACGAGGUCUCUCCCCAAGAGCCUGCAGACAGCAUCCUGGACUUCCUGGGAGGGAGGUGUAUAAUCUGCAAGAAGGAGACUAGGACCUUUAAUGGUUUGUGUUUCGCGUGCUUGCAGAUCAGAGCAGAGGCUUCGAGGCCCGAGGGUCCGCAGCCCUCUUCCUCAUUGGAAGGGCUUCAUCCCUCGUUCAGCAUGCACAGCGAGGAGCUGCAAGACCCUGUCUCCCUCAGUAAAGACAAUGGGAAGCUGUGCAUCACCCCAGGCUGCCAAUACUUCGGGACCCCACAGCACUUUGGCCGCUGCACCGUUUGCUAUAUUGCUUCCCAGGGUGAAACAGGACAGUGCGGCCCAGAGAAGGGAGACGCUGGUGUUCCUAGCGACCAGCCUCCUCAGGUUUCCUCCGUCCUCAGGAACAUGCCGCGGUGCUGCGUCCCUGGGUGUAGCAUGCUGGGGAAUCCCAGAUAUAACGGCUGUUGUGAGAAAUGUUUCAUCUUGAACCAGAAUACAGGGUUACAGAGAUCAGGGAGCAAUCCUUCAGCUGCGCAUCCUGGUCAGAGAACCGCAUCCCCAAACCGUCAACACUACAGACCCCCAGCCGAACACGAAUUGCUGUGUGAGAAUUUUAUGGAGAAGGCUGUCCUGGGAACCAGGAAAGAGCCCAUUGGCCCUGCUGGCAGUGACCAGUCUGCCACAGCCAAUCCAGAGCAGGCCGAGAGAACCUGCAGGGCCAGUGGUUGCCGGAACUAUGGCAACAGCAAAUGUGAAGGAUACUGCAAUGAAUGCUAUCAUCGUAUCAGGAGCAGGCAGUGAGUAGAAACCAACACACCGGGAAACAGUGGCAGCACCUUGAAGCAAUUCCAAGUGGAUGGCAGUGCAGGCUAGAUCAAUGAACAUCGUUCAUACUGACAAGUCGUGAGCACACAUGAUGAUGGACUCUGCACUAUUCUUGUGCCUCAUUGUACUGUAUCUAACCACCCUUUUUAUUCUGGCUAUACCAGGUUUAGUUCUUUUGUAGCAAACAGAAUUUAUUUUUUCAUAGUUUUUUUCAUGGUGCUAAUAGGAUCACUCUAAUAAAAAGAUGCUGUAAGAAGUACAGACUAGCACAUUGCUCUUGUAUGUAUAUAUAUAUAGCAGAUUGGUUGUGUAUAAUUGCAGGUUAUGAGUAUGGAGUUUCAGUACCUGAAAGACCUGUUUUCUACCUCCCUGAUUAUUAUUAUUUUUUCCCAUGAAACUUAUUAACCAGACUGAACUGUUGAGAAGUAUGAGAAAAUAAAAGCAUUUUUUGAUCAGUU
Molecule: messenger RNA, 3968 nt
Organism: Acipenser ruthenus (sterlet)
Lineage: Eukaryota; Metazoa; Chordata; Actinopteri; Acipenseriformes; Acipenseridae
Product: tumor necrosis factor alpha-induced protein 3-like
Exons: 10
Coding region: 1207-3486 (759 amino acids)
Molecular function (GO): DNA binding; zinc ion binding
Source: RefSeq, a predicted model, not a curated record